AUUCCCGGGUUUUCCUUGAAUAUUGUAAUAAAAUAAGUUUACCUACUAAAAAUAUACACAAAUGUUUAGUCACAUGAGCGCAACGCUAAAACUAGUGUAUAAAAACAAUGGACACUACAUUUUAUUACAAGUCCGAGAUUAUUUUUCGUAUGAAGCUUUGGUGUAACUGUCGUGUAGUUGUGAUUUAUUGUUAAACUUUAAUACCGACUACAACCGAACUAUUUUCUUAACAUUUUACAUUAAAUAUUAAGUGUAUUUAACAACAAUGUCGUGUGAUCCGCAUGAAGUGUUAUGGUACAACCGGCUGGUACCAAGUCCAGAAACACUUGAUAAAAAUGAAAAUUUACUAAAUUUCAAUGCUAUAGAAAAGGAUAUUGAUACUAUGAAUUUCGACGAGCUUCUUGAAGAUUUAGAUUAUAACAUUUUAUACUUAAAUUUACUGAAGUUAUUACAGUUUUUGGAAUGUAAACAAGAGGAACUCUGUUUCCCUUUUAUAUGUAAAAAGUACGAAAGUAUAUUUAAGGCAAUAGCGCUGGACGUAAAUGUCCUGAAGUCGGAAAAGUUGGACGAGAGUUACAAAGAAGUUUGUAAUAAAAUUAUAAACAUUAUUAAUAAUACGAAGGAGUUUAGAAUCUCCUGUACUCACGAAUUUAGAAAAGAAUUUAAUAAUGUCCUUAUAUACAAAAAAGUAUAUUCUGAAGAAAACAAAGAAGUGCCAAUGCCAUUAGCUGAACCAAUACCAGCAGCGGUGCCAAUGCCAGUGGAAGUACCAAUACCAAUGGCAGUAGCAGUGCCAGUGCCAAUGGUAAAGAGUAAAACUCCAAUAUCAUCUGUAUCAAGCUCAAUGGAAAGCCUAAACAUCCCCCAAUCGCCAUCACCAACAUCAGAAGACCCGGACCCAGACAUGAUAACCAACGAAUUCAUAAAAUUCACUCUCACCAUCAUACUAGACUGGAUAAAGAACACCUCCAAAUACUUCUUGACAUUCCGUAAUCUGACCAUGGAACAAGUGGAGUUCAUUGAAGAUAUCCUCACGAGUGUUAAGAAAGGAGAGAGAUAUGAUUAUUUGAAGUACAGGGACAAGAGAUUGUAUACUGCGUUGUUUGAAGCUGUCAAGAUUUAUAAAUCGAAGUAUGAAAUUGGUACGGAGGCGUCCGGUAGAGCUUUGACUGGUAACAGUAUAGUGGUCAAGAAACUAAUAAAAGAUCUAAAUGGUGAUUUCAAAGACUACAAAAGGCAAAGCAAAGAAAAUUCAAUUCAAUACGACAUACCUGACCCUACAAUACGACUCAAAACGAAAGGUCAAAGGGCAAAGGACAUUGAUUUCCUGAAUAAACUAUCACCGUGCAUCAUCAGCGAGACCCUUAAAGAAGUCAUAGAGUUCUUGAAGGAUGAACAAAGAGCCAGCCUGACCCUAGACCCGGCCACAGACGACCAACAAAGAUUCUUCAGACUGAUUUUCAGUCUAACUUCUUGCCUAUUCUAUAACUUCAGGAAGCAAUAUCAUCCGUACCUUCAAAAUGUCGUUGAUUUGUUGAAUAAGUAUCCCUGUGAAAUGGUUAAGGGGAAGAAGAAUAGGUUUAAUAAAAUUACUGGGCUUAGGGUCGUUACAAUCGUGAAAGUACCGGCGUUUGACAACAAAAAAGCCAUAUUGCCACCUGAAUCAAGACAAUCUUUGAAAAAGAAAUUUGUUGAGAAUAUGUCGGCGCCACCCUCACCGACAUCCACUAGGAACAUUAAAAAGGCUAAGCUUUCAGACUCGGGGACCAGUACACCAUCAACAUCAGCUGAGGCAGAAGACGCGAAAGCUAUGCCUCCGCCUAAACACUCAGAUUUACCCAAAAAGGAGAGCAAAAAGUCAAAACAAAAGAAGAAAAAAUCAGCGAGAGCUACUUCGUUAUCAAGUGGUAUAUGCUUUAAGCCGGCUGGCGGAGAGGGGGCGAAUAAACCUGCCCCUAGAAUAGUACAAGAAGUUGUAUUAGGCGUGAGGAACAUGUGGCCAGAAGCAUUGACGCCAUCUACUAAACUGAAACGGAGUGGAAAAUGUACAUCAAAAACGCAAGGGAAGCUGAAUCACGAGAUGAAGACACUGCGGAAGCGGCUCGAACAAAACAGUGAACUGAUAAAAGCUCUCUCCGUACCUGUACAGUCAGAAAUAGCCAUUAAAAUGAUGCGGGAUAUGGGCUGGGAUGGCGGCGCGUUGGGGACCCGCGGCGACGGUAUCACAGAGCCCAUCAUGCCUAUAUUGAAGUUGAACGCCGCCGCUGGCCUCGGUCAUGGACCAAAUCAAAAACCACCAGUAAAACAAAUACAGCCUAGCAACAAGACAGACUCAGAAACAAUAGACAGUGAAACAGACAUCAUUGUCAAGAAAACGAAAGAAUUACUCAAGAACCAGAGCUUCAACAUCAUAUUCAAGCAAAACAUUCCAAACCGAACACCUCCAAGCACCCAAAAUACAACACCAAAUGUUAGACGAAGCAAAAAUAGCAUUAGAAAGGCAAAACAAACUAUGAAUAUCAUUGAACAUAUAGAGAAAACCGUUAAUAAGAAGAAAAAUGAACCAAAUAUACACAAUAAUGAGUUUAACGAUCCGGCUGACUUUCAUAUAGACAUGCUCAAAGCCAUAUUAGAAUUGUUAGCGACCAAUAUAACAACGAAAACUAUUAAGUACCAGACUCAUGUUACUAAGAGAAACAGACUUUUCUUAAGGAAACUCAUUAAAUGUCUGGCGGAGAGAAAGGCACCGGGGAUUGAGAUGGGUGAAUAUGUCAAGGGCGUUAUCAAGGAUAUAUUAAACUUGUAUGAUAAGAUGCCAGGGGUCAUUGUGUCGGCUUACUUACCGCAUGGAUUCUACGAAGUAGUCUUGACAAAAAUCACCAAAUCACGUGUAGAAUUCGCUCAAGAAUUGUUAGAAAGGCAGAAAAGAAAACAAACAACUGACGAUUUGAUCGCCGAAAUGUCUAAAGAAGACAUUAUGACGUUUUUGAAACAGCUGGCCCCGGCUUAUCACGGGAAAAGGACCUUUAAAGCAAUGCAGUUAAGACUGCUUAUCGUAAUAAAGAUUUUAUUCUUUGUUAUAUCGGAUUUUGAGGAGAUUAUUUUCGUGAGUAAUCGGCCGUUGCCAAGUAAACAGAAGAAUUUCCUUAAUACCGCUCUGAAUAUGUACAAUAAGAAGAUUACAAAGGGGUCUUCGCACCUUGAGAAGGCUAUAUCAGUGGAAAUUACAAACCGUAUGGGACAAUAUAACUUCUAUGUGACAUAUUCUUGUAAUGAUAGAAAAUUCGCCAUACUCAAAAGGAGGUGCGGUGAGCCAGUACCAAUAUUCAUCAAAAGUUACACCUACACAUUCAACCUCGACGAUUUCAUUGACCCCAAUGAGGUUGCGACAAAGACUAUGAAGAUAUCCAAAAAUAAAAGGUCAAUGCGCCUCGUGACCAACUACAAUGGACCAAAUCUACAAAUAGUUGUUAACCAAAACAAUACACAGACAAAAACUAGUGUUGUAAACCGUAAAGCCGUAGAUAAUGUUGCCAAAGACAUUGAUUCCGAUUCGGAUGAUAGCUACGCGAGUGAUGAAGAAAGCCAAAUUACCACCAGUGAUUUUACUGAUGAUAAAACGAGUAGUGUUGCCAGUGAUAAUAAAGAUAGUGUCAAAAAUAUUUUCGUAAAUAAUCCUAUAGUUAGUAAGGACGUUUCUAAAAACAUUUUAUGCGAAGAAAAUGUUGUGCCUACAAUUAGUGUGAAGGACGCUAUUAAAAAUAAGGUUAAAAUAGAAAAUAAAGUUGUUGAGAAUCAACAAAUAAGUAUAAAAACCAAUAUUAAAGAUUCUAUGAAAGAAUCGCAUGAUAAUGUAGAUGUUAGUGUUGUUCCCGCUACGGGAGCGGAAAAUAUAGAUUGCAUCGAAGAUUGCAAUAUCGAUUUCAAUAACGAUUUGGUAGAUUAUGAAUCGAGUGAUGAAGUCGAUUCUAUUGAGGAAAUCGAUUCGAUUAAAGAUGAAGAAAUCGUUAUAAACAAGGACGACGGUCCCGUAAAUUCCGUUGCAAAAAUUAAUCCAGCUAAAAAUGAUCGCGCCAUCGAUUUUAAAAGUGACGUAACAAAUAAAGAAAACUCUUUCGAUAUAAAUAAGCAACGUGAGACUGAUCGUGAUACGCUUUUAAAGGUAGUUGUAAGUGAAAAAAAAUGUGAUAAAAGACAUAAUAGUGAUGUAACUCUUUUCAAACAAUCUGGUACAGUUGACAAAAUUUGUCACGAAAUCAGCAAUGUGUAUAUCGUACCUGUUAACUUUCCGAACGAGUGUAUCAAUGAUGUGUACGCAGAGGAAAUUCAAAAACUAAUUUCGCACACUAUAUUGACUUCCAGGCAGCUAGAGCUGCCAUUAUUAAUGUGUCAUGGCCUCCAAAAAGGCGCUUUAAUUUACACUUGCCAAGAUAAAAAAUCUUUAGCUUGGCUGAAAAGCACUGUAAGUGCCGCAAGCCAUUUAAAAGUAAUAGAUGGGCCAAAAGUUACAAAGAUGGCGGUGAAAUUUCACUGUCUUUUUGACUUUAAUGUACCGUAUUUAUUCACGAUGAUUGAGAAGUACAAUCCAAAGAUUUCUACAAGUAAAUGGAUUGUAGAGAAAUCCGAGUUUUACGACGAUUUCGUCCUAUUAGUGAUUCAAAUGGAUGAAAAAUCCAUAAAUAUUUUACACGCCUCUGGACUCGCUUUGUUCGCUGGCAUCGACAAAAUCGAGUUCAGUCUAAUUUUUUAAGAAUAAACGUUUUCCUACAUAUUUUUGUAUUUUGUAUCUUUGUCUAGUCGGCACAAACUGGGAAUUAUGAUUAGAUCAAAAGAAAGAAAAAGUUUUAGUUCUAUAUUACUGUUUCAGUUUAAAAACGUAUUUUUUUAUUUGUUAUAGUUUACUAAGGUUAGAAAAGGGUGAACAAAGACGCUGGGUGAGGCAAUUUUGGAAAUUUCCUGCCUUUUAAGCUACAUAUAGCGUUUAUUUUUUAAGGAAACAAUUGAGAUUAUAAAAAGUAUUUUGUAUAACAUACAAAAACCUCACAUAAAUGAGUCUUUAUUCACUCUAAAAAAAUCUAUUUACGCCAUUUUAUGGUACUAAAUUAUCUCUGUUGUCGACAAAUUCUGAUUAUUAAAUAAACAGUAUUACGGGA
Messenger RNA from Trichoplusia ni (cabbage looper), 5153 nucleotides. RefSeq lists its product as uncharacterized. The transcript is spliced from 16 exons. Bases 266 to 4750 code for a protein of 1494 amino acids. The record is from RefSeq and is a predicted model, not a curated record. NCBI's taxonomy places the organism in Eukaryota, Metazoa, Arthropoda, Insecta, Lepidoptera, Noctuidae. Gene Ontology annotation, molecular function: nucleic acid binding.